AUGCGUUGGUUCUUCGAAGUCGUCGCCUCAUACUUUACCGAUUUGGACCUUACGGUGUAUCACGAAAAAGCGCUAAUACUGACCAAGCAAAUGGAACUGGUUCAGUUGUCACUACAAUCGGCCCCCCGGCUGCAGCUACUGAUCAUCAGUGGCACCAACAGCUACCUGAAGCAGCUGACCAUUAUCGAAUCCCGGCUAGAGACUAUUCCGCCCAGCAUCGUUAAUGUGACAUCACUGCGCUAUCUGCAUAUCGAGCAAAGCAAGCUACGCGUCCUCGAUCUACGGCUCCUCUGUCAACUCCCCAAGCUGGAUACGCUGGUGAUGGAAGGGAAUGAGAUAUCGACACUACGAUCGGCCAGUCCAACGACAACGUGCAGUGUUCAAUCGCUGUACCUGGCCUCGAAUCGUCUCACCAGCUUCAACGCACCCAGUCUGGUUUACCUUUCGAAGCUGCUGAUGCUCGAUUUGAAGCGUAACAAUUUGACUCGAUUCCGUCUGGAUCGGCUGCAGCUACCAGCCCUUACUACGCUCUCGCUGGCGAGUAACAAUUUCGACUCUUUGGCAUCAUUCCGCAAAGCUGGUACACCCAGCUUGGAGGUGCUGGAUAUCUCGAGCAACGUCCUCGGCACUGUCGAUUUGAAGUACUUUGAAGAUUUGAAAAAUCUAACCUCACUCAACCUAGCCUACAAUCAGCUGACCGUGGUGCAAACGAGCCAAGCAACGGUGCUUCCGAAGUUACGAUACUUGGCGCUGGACAACAAUCUGUUGGAGAAACUUGAUCCGACGAACUGGUACUUUCCACGGUUGUCUUCUGUGUCGCUGGUGAACAAUCGGUUGCAGGCCGUACCGAGCAGCAUAUACCGGAGCAAUGUUUCGCAAACCAUGUACAUUAGCAUCGCCAGCAAUCCGAUACGCUGCAGCUCGAUGGCGGAAAACGUUGACUACGUGCUUCGCUUGCGCAGCUUAUCCGUAAGCUGGGGUUCCACCUGCACAUACUCGUACUACACCGGAUUGGUACGUGGAGAUGGUAUGAACGGACUGUGCUGUGUGGUGUAG
Molecule: messenger RNA, 1056 nt
Organism: Anopheles aquasalis
Lineage: Eukaryota; Metazoa; Arthropoda; Insecta; Diptera; Culicidae
Product: leucine-rich repeat-containing protein let-4-like
Molecular function (GO): protein binding
Source: RefSeq, a predicted model, not a curated record